Messenger RNA from Mus pahari (shrew mouse), 603 nucleotides. Its product is annotated as transcription termination factor 1b, mitochondrial-like. Gene Ontology annotation, cellular component: mitochondrial matrix. Gene Ontology annotation, molecular function: double-stranded DNA binding. The annotation marks the transcript as partial. NCBI's taxonomy places the organism in Eukaryota, Metazoa, Chordata, Mammalia, Rodentia, Muridae. The transcript has a single exon. Gene Ontology annotation, biological process: regulation of DNA-templated transcription; termination of mitochondrial transcription. The record is from RefSeq and is a predicted model, not a curated record.
UUUAAAGGAUCCAGAUAAUGUCACUGGUUAUUCACAUAAUAUUGUAUGUUAACAUUAUAUGUUAUUUUACACAGCAUUUGAAAAACUUUAGGCUAUCUAAUGAUUAUGGCAUCAAGAAACAUCUGGUGUGUGAGAAGGAACUUUCUCUUUGAUUUAAGAGGCUGGAUGCUCCAAUAUUCAGCAGAAGUUUUCCUCAAGUCGAUUUCAUUCAGGCUGUUUAGUGUGGAAUGCGACAGUAAGGACAAGGAGUCUUCGGAGGAGGAGAGGGAGGACCUGCUGAACAACUUAGUCACCAUGGGCGUUGAUAUUGACAUGGCAAGGAGGCGACAGCCUGGAGUUUUUAACAGGGCUGUUACGAAUGAGCAGGAGCUGAAGAUAUUCCUUUUGUCCAAAGGAGCUAGUGACAAAGUGAUUGGUAGCAUCAUAUCAAGAUAUCCACGAGCCAUAACACGCACUCCCGAAAGUCUUUCAAAACGGUGGGAUCUGUGGAGAAAGAUUAUGGCAUCAGACCUUGAAAUUGUAAAUAUUUUGGAGCGUUCUCCUGAAUCCUUUUUUCGAUCUAAUAACAACCUAAACUUAGAGAAUAAUAUAAAGUUCCUCUUC